Drosophila ananassae is the source of this 1452-nucleotide messenger RNA. It is a transcript of the gene Tasp1, whose product is annotated as threonine aspartase 1. The coding region runs from base 123 to 1217 and encodes 364 amino acids. Lineage: Eukaryota; Metazoa; Arthropoda; Insecta; Diptera; Drosophilidae. Gene Ontology annotation, biological process: protein maturation. Gene Ontology annotation, molecular function: threonine-type endopeptidase activity. The record is from RefSeq and is a predicted model, not a curated record. The transcript has 3 exons.
UCUGCAUUCCCGCCUGGCUGUAGCACUGAUCCGUAUUCGAUUUGUUUACGCCGUACAGCGCACGGACUGCAGCGAGACAACAACAAUAGUACCAUCGGAAUAAACAACAAGCACAGGGUAACAUGGCCGGCUUCGUGGCGGUGCACACAGGGGCUGGCAAUUGCAUCGAUGAGACAAAGUACCAGCGGGUGAUAAAGGAGGCCUGUAUCCGGGCCACGGACAUCCUCCGGAACGGCGGAACAGCAGUGGAUGCCUGCGAGGCGGCCAUCAUACGGUUGGAAAACUGUGGCUACACUAACGCCGGCUAUGGCUCCAAUCUCUGCAUGGACGGAUCCGUUCAGUGUGAUGCCGCUAUAAUGGAUGGAUCCAACCUUAACUUUGGGGCCUGCACAAAUGUCAGUCGUGUCAAAAAUCCUAUCCAGCUGGCACGCCGGAUAUGCGAUGCCCAAGCAACUCCACAACUCCUGGAGCGCAUUCCACCGAUGAUCCUGGCGGGCAGUGGGGCAGAGCGGUAUGCCGACGAGGUGGGCUGCUCCAUGGUUGAGCCCUCUGUGCUAAUCUCCGCCAAGGCAAAAUUCCAGUUCAAUCACUAUAAAAGCAAGUAUGACUUGGUGGUGGGCAGGUUGAGCAAGGCUCCUUCUGAAGAACCUGUACCUGUUCCUGAACCCGGCAACGAAGUGGAACUAUCCGCCGCCUUGGACACCGUGGGUGCGGUAUGUGUGGACGGUGCCGGAAACACUGCAGCGGGCUGUAGUUCUGGAGGAAUUUUACUCAAAGUUCCUGGAAGAGUAGGGCAGGCGGCUACUUACGGUGCCGGGUGCUGGGCCACCGAUACCGACGAGCUGGCAAUAGCUACCUGCACGACCGGCAACGGUGAGUACUUGAUGAAAACACUGCUGGCCAGGGAGAUCUGCAACGGUGCCUUCAGCAGCGACUGUGCGGUAACCAGCCUACACCGGACGUUCAAGCAGAAGUUCCUCGACUCACCCUUGCUGCCAAGACAGCAGGAUCUCUAUGCCGGCGCCCUGACCCUGCUCUACUAUCCGAGCCAGAGCAGCGGGGAGGUGAUGUGGAGCCACACGACGCAGUCAUUUUGUGUCGGCUACAUGGCCACCACCCAGAAGGUGCCAAAGUUUGUGCACUCGCCGCUGCCCACGUACAGUGUGCCGGGCAGAUCGUGCGUCGUCAAUGGCCAUAAUUUCCAUUUGCGCAUUUAGAAGAAGCCAACUAGUCUGGCCGCCGGAUUCGCAUCGUUUUCCGCCCUCUCUCUUGGCUGUUGCUGGUCCCCUCCCUGGCCAGUGGUCACCGUGGCCGCCCCUGUCUCUUCAGCAGCAUCAUCUGCUGUUCAUUUGAUUUAAUGUUUAAUUGCCGCGACAAUCGCUGCCAACAGUGCCCGGAGGUGAAGGAGAAUAUGCUUUGUCUUGGCGCAAUAUAAAGAUAAUUAAGCGAAAA